Osmia bicornis bicornis is the source of this 1296-nucleotide messenger RNA. It is a transcript of the gene Aptx, whose product is annotated as aprataxin. Gene Ontology annotation, cellular component: nucleus. Bases 440 to 1045 code for a protein of 201 amino acids. Gene Ontology annotation, molecular function: mismatched DNA binding; DNA 5'-adenosine monophosphate hydrolase activity; single-stranded DNA binding. Gene Ontology annotation, biological process: single strand break repair; double-strand break repair. NCBI's taxonomy places the organism in Eukaryota, Metazoa, Arthropoda, Insecta, Hymenoptera, Megachilidae. The record is from RefSeq and is a predicted model, not a curated record. The transcript is spliced from 4 exons.
ACUAAGACCUAUGCGGUCAUUCUGCAUCUGUAGUCAUUGUCGAUACAACAAAUGUCUGAGUUGUUUAGUAAUUCGUAAGUUUUUAAUUAAAGUAAACAAAUGUGAUAAGAACGAAAAACAACAAAAAAUGUGUGACAAUUAUCACGCACAUAUAGAAUCGCUUCGUGUACAGGGUAAUUGAUCUUUCAACACUUAUUUAGAUCUGGUAUUUAGUAGCGAAAGUUAUCGCGUCAACAUAACCUCUAAGAUGUUUAUACAACAGUGUUGAUUAGCUAGAAAUUCGUAGAACAUAAACAUUUUUAGAUUUUAUUGUAUGUAUAGAAUAAUACAUUAUGUUAUUUAUAACUAACGGACAAAUUGCCGAAACUUUGUUCCUCUACAUGAAUAUACAAUAUUGAAGGUGAAGAUUUUCUCCAGGAAGUGGAAAGAAAUAAUAACAAUGAAACGCAAACCAAAAUUGACCACAACUGAUGCAACAGCUCCAAAGAAACAUCACUGGGCAACAGGCUUGCUUAUUUCUAUGGAGGACCCUGAACUUAAAGUGAAGGAGGAUGAUAAAAUAGUUGUUAUUAAGGACAAAUAUCCAAAAGCCCAAUAUCAUUAUUUAAUCCUACCAAAAGCAGAUAUCCCUUCAUUGUGGCAUAUUAAAAAAGAGAAUGAAGAUUUGUUGUUUCACAUGGCUAAAGUUGCUGAUGAUUUAAUUAAGGAACAUAAGGAUUCUGAAUUUUUCAUUGGGUAUCAUGCUGUACCAAGCAUGCACAGGUUACACUUACAUGUAAUAAGCACAGACUUUAACAGUCCAUGCUUGAAAACAAAGUAUCACUGGAAUUCGUUUACAACUCCGUUCUUUUUGCAUUCGGCAGAUGUUUGCAAUCAGUUACGUGAGAAAGGUGAACUUAAAAGAUUAAAAUCCGAGGACAGUGCUCAACACCUGAACACUCCGCUGAAGUGUCACAAAUGUUCAGCCACUCCGAAAAAUAUGCCCGAUUUGAAACGGCACUUGCUGGUUCAUCUGUCGGAUCGAAAGGGUAUGAAUAUAGAUUAAUGAUAAGUUUAAUGCAGGAAUUAAUUUGAAUAAGAAUCAAUGAUUUAUCCAACUAAUUACAUGUGUGUUUCUAUCCUAUAAUUUCCCAAAUUAUAAAUUUAGUAAUAAAUAUAUAUUCUUGUGCAAUACAUUUUAACAAUAAAACAUUGCAAAUUCACAGUGCUAAUAUUGACAAAGUUAUAAUUUUAGAAUACUAAACAAUGUUAUGAUGUAACAAGCAGCGUGUGUGAAUACACGAUAUUCUAUAUAUA